AUUCUAGUAUGUCAUCACUCUAUUUAUCCAAAAAUAAAGAAACCAAGUUGAACCAAAAUAGAAGUGUUCAAUGCUUAGAAAACUUCAACUAUUUCAGGACCAAUAAUGCACCUUCAAAAGGAAGCACAAAUUUCCUAGCCUAUAAAUACAAUUACUUCAACACAAGUUCUCUUCACCAACAUACAACAAUGGAUAGUAUACCAUACAUGCAUCAAAUGGUUUCUAGCUUGGUUUUGAUAAUUCUAUCUAUUUCUUCAUUGGCUUCAGCAUCUCUGCAGGUGGGUUUCUAUAGCUACUCAUGUCCAUCUGCUGAGGCAAUAGUGAGAAGUGCAAUUGACAAAGCUGUUUCACUCAAUCCUGGUAUAGGUGCUGGAUUGAUUAGAAUGCAUUUUCAUGAUUGCUUUGUGAGGGGUUGUGAUGCUUCUGUGUUACUAGCAUCAACACCAGGAAAUCCAAUAGCUGAGAAAGACAACUUUAUCAACAAUCCAAGUCUACAUGGAUUUGAGGUAAUUGAUGAGGCCAAGGCUCAAUUAGAAGUCGUAUGUCCGCAAACAGUAUCGUGUGCGGACAUUCUUACAUUUGCUACACGAGACAGUAUUCUCAAACUUAGUGGUGGCACUAUAAAUUACGAUGUACCUUCAGGACGGAGGGAUGGCCGUGUCUCAAUCAGCGACGAAGUGCCAAAAAAUAUACCUUCACCUUUCCUCAAUGCUGACCAACUUAUAGCAAAUUUUGCACAAAAAGGUUUGUCAAUUGAUGAAAUGGUUACACUCUCAGGAGCACAUUCAAUUGGUGUAUCACAUUGUUCUUCUUUCUCUAAUCGUUUAUAUUCAUUUAGUGAUACAAUUUCUCAAGAUCCUUCUAUGGACCCUUCAUUUGCUGAAUCUUUGAAAACAAAGUGUCCACCACCACCAAGUAACACUAAUCCAAUAGUGAUGCUUGAUGUUGCUACUCCUAAUCGUUUGGACAAUUUGUAUUAUGAGGGAUUGAUUAACCAUCGUGGAUUGUUGACUUCAGAUCAAACCUUGUUGAGUAGUCAAUCUACACAAGAAAGUGUGCUAAGUAAUGCUAAUUAUGGUUCAAAUUGGGCUACUAAGUUUGCACAAGCAAUGGUGCAUAUGGGUUCUAUUGAUGUGUUAAGUGGCUAUGAUGGUGAGAUUAGGAAACACUGCAGCUUUGUCAAUUAGGGCUUCUUGUAUGAAAUAAACAAAUCGUUUCAUAUAUUAUGUUUGUAGUUAAUGUUUGAACUUUGGAUUUUGUUUUUUCUUAAACUCUUUCUGGUGUUUGAACUAGUUUGAGCUUGGUCAACACUCAAUACAAUUGUAAAAAGGGAAAUGUUAACCGCAGCAGUCUGGGGCAUUGGUUAAAGAAGCAAAUAUAGUAACUUUUGUAUCGAAAACUGUAUAAUUAAUUUUUCAAAAGUAAAAAAAAUGUCUUUUUUAA
Medicago truncatula (barrel medic) is the source of this 1443-nucleotide messenger RNA. RefSeq names its product peroxidase 5. The record is from RefSeq and is a predicted model, not a curated record. The transcript has 2 exons. Bases 9 to 1187 code for a protein of 392 amino acids. NCBI's taxonomy places the organism in Eukaryota, Viridiplantae, Streptophyta, Magnoliopsida, Fabales, Fabaceae. Gene Ontology annotation, molecular function: heme binding; peroxidase activity. Gene Ontology annotation, biological process: hydrogen peroxide catabolic process; response to oxidative stress.